AUGGUUGAUACUCACCAACAAAACAUUGCGCUGGGGAUUGUGGUCGCAUUCCCCAUAAUUGGUGGACUUGCGGUCCUUUUGAGGCUCUGGAGUCGUCACUUAUCGCGAUCGGCACUCACCAGCGAUGACUAUCUGAUUACAGUGGGAUAUGUUCUCGCCGUUGGUCAAUCCGUUACUUCAUGGUAUUAUAUCAAAACCAACUAUGUCGGUAUCCAUUACUGGGAUAUUCCCAAAGACUAUGAUGUCAAGCUAGGAUUAGUUUGGAACUAUGUCAACCAGCUCCUCUACAAUCCCACCUUGACCGUCGUCAAGCUGUCCAUCUUGGUAUUCUUGCGCAGGCUAGAGUCCCGGUCGCGCAUCGUCAAUGGCCUGAUCUGGGGCGCUAUGAUCUUUGUCAUCCUCCUUUUCGUCGCUGUGCUCUUUGUCGAUAUCUUCCAAUGCACCCCAGUCACCUACGUCUACGAUAUGUCGAUCCCAGGUGGCAAGUGCAUUGCGCAGGGUGCGUUCUACGUCUCGACUGCUGCGCUGAAUCUGUUCACGGACAUUGUGGUGCUCGCAAUUCCUAUCAUCAUUACUUGGAACCUGCAGAUGCCACUGCGCCGCAAGCUUGCUGUUUGCAUCAUCCUGUGCCUGGGUGGAGUUGCAACUGCCAUCGGUGUCUGGCGUAUCGUCAUCCUCGCCAAAGGCUUCUUCUCCACAGCAGUGAACCCCGAUCCAACCUGGGACAUUGGCUUCUGCAGUUCCGCCGUCGAAGUCAACGUCGCUGUGGUCACCGCCUGCGGCCCUUCCAUGAAGGCCAUCGCCACCCGAUACCUCCCCCGUCUGCUCGGUACCUCCCGCGGUGAACACUCCGGCUACGGCGCCGGUACCAGCGGCGGUUCCCGCGGUCGAUUCCCCGGAUCGAAGCUUUUUUCUACCAACAAGUCGCAGCACAAGUCGCAGUUGCACUCAAACGCAGACGAUGGGUACGAGAUGGCGGACCCCAAUGGAGGACAUACUGUGGAUAUCGGCCAUGAUAGCAGCCGCUUCGAUAUGCGCAAGUAUCGCCGUGGCGGGGAUAGUCCGAGUAUCAGCAGUGGCAGUGAGGAUGGCGUUGCGGGUAUUAUCAAGACCACCGAUGUGUCGGUCAAGUAUGACAUUGGUGGACGGACGCCCGAUGACCGCUCGCGGGACGGAAAGCAUGCCAGUAUGGAUAGUCUGGUCUAG
Messenger RNA from Penicillium subrubescens, 1206 nucleotides. RefSeq lists its product as uncharacterized. Lineage: Eukaryota; Fungi; Ascomycota; Eurotiomycetes; Eurotiales; Aspergillaceae. The coding region runs from base 1 to 1206 and encodes 401 amino acids. The record is from RefSeq and is a predicted model, not a curated record. The transcript is spliced from 6 exons.